GCUUUCGCUUAAGUCGCCAGAAAAUUUUCGGACGUUUUCCCUUUCUUUUUCUCUUUUUUUUUUCUUUUUUCUUUUGACUCGUCUUCUUUUGGCAAUGUUCUGCUGUUUGUGCUCUCUCUCUCCAUGUAUCUAUUUAUAUAUACAUGUCGAGUCCCGACUCCCGUAUUUACUGCAUUUCUCUCCCAAUUUCGCGUCCUAGGGCUUUUCUGAGGCGACGAGAUGUGUGCUUUGAUCGAUCUCAACACCGUCGACGACGACGACGCGAGGCCGGUUUCCCUUUCGGAUUUCCGUUCCUCUACUUGUUCUUCUUCGUCCUCAACGUCGUCAUCGGUGUCUUCCGGGGGCGGGGCGGCGUCCGCAGCCUCGCCGUCGGUGUGCUUGGAGCUGUGGCACGCUUGCGCCGGUCCGCUGAUAUCACUGCCGAAGAAAGGGAGUGUGGUGGUGUACUUCCCGCAGGGCCACUUGGAACUCGCCUCUGAUUUUCCGGCCGCCGUCUACGACCUCCCAGCUCAGGUCUUCUGCCGAGUUCUCGACGUGAAGCUCCAUGCGGAGGUGGCAACCGAUGAGGUUUAUGCGCAUGUCUUCCUCGUUCCGGAUACUCAGAUUGAGCAAAAAUGGAGACAAGGAGAAAUUGAAUCAGAGACUGAAGUAGAGGAUACUGAAGGUGCUGCCAAGUCUUCCACACCGCACAUGUUCUGCAAGACCCUUACUGCAUCUGAUACUAGCACUCAUGGGGGUUUCUCCGUCCCUCGACGGGCUGCUGAGGACUGCUUCCCACCCCUUGACUAUAACCAACAAAGGCCUUCACAAGAGCUUGUAGCAAAAGAUUUACAUGGGACUGAAUGGAAGUUCCGGCAUAUCUACCGGGGCCAGCCCCGAAGGCAUCUGCUGACUACUGGUUGGAGUGCUUUUGUCAACAAAAAGAAGCUUGUCUCUGGAGAUGCUGUUCUCUUUCUAAGGGGUGGUGAUGGAGAAUUGAGAUUGGGAAUCCGGAGGGCAGCUCAAGUUAAAAGUGGUUCUACUUUUCCAGCUGUCUCUAACCAGAAGAUGAAUGUUGGCACCAUCAGUGCUGUUGUCAAUGCUAUAUCUACGAGAAGCAUAUUCAGUGUUUACUACAAUCCAAGGGCUGGCAUGUCAGAUUUCAUAAUACCGUUGUGUAAAUUCUCAAAGAGCCUUACUCAUUCGUUUACUGUUGGAAUGAGGUUUAAAAUGCAUUUUGAAACAGAAGAUUCAGCGGAUAGGAGGCAUACUGGAGUUAUUGUUGGGGCUGGCGAUCUGGAUCCUGUUAGAUGGCCUGGUUCAAAGUGGAGGUGCUUGUUGGUAAGGUGGGAUGACCUAGAAACUAUCCAAACUGGCCGGGUUUCUCCAUGGGAGAUUGAGUCAACUGGUUCAGUUUCUACAUCAAGCAGCUUGGCAGCACCUGGCAUGAAGAGGACAAGAAUUGGUUUUCCUUUGACAAAGCAAAAUUUCUCAGUUCCCAGAGAUGGGACCAGAAUGUCAGACUUGGGGGAACCUCUACGGUUCCAGAAGGUCUUGCAAGGUCAAGAAAUUUUAAGUACUAAUCCUCCUUAUGAUGGUAUUGAUGCUCAGAAUCAUUAUCCAUCAGAAACUAGGACGUCCUCUCCUGGUUCUGGUAGUUCCAGGAUCUCUGUAAUAGGAAAAGGUGUUAGAAACCCAUUACGAGAUUCUGUGAUUUCCUAUGAAGGUGUUGGCUUUUGUGAAUCAUUCCGGUUCAAUAAGGUCUUGCAAGGUCAAGAAACAUUUUCAAACUUACAAUAUGGUGGAGGCCUGGCCACUAAGAUGGCACAGGAUAAGGGGGUCCAAGGAGUCACUCAUGAUGUACGAGCUCUAAGUUCAACGAGUGGAUGGUCUUCCCUGAUGCAUGGUUAUAAUACUUAUCUUCGUCCAUCUGCACUGUCAGCACAGCCAUCACCACCUUCUUCUGUGUUAAUGUUCCAGCAAGCACACCCCUCUGCCCCUAACUUAAAGGCAAAUUUCAGCAGUAAUCUGGAAGAUGGAUUUAGCAGCAGGACUUCGUUUGGUAUUUCUGAAACUUGUGGUGGGAAGCUCACAUCAUCCUCACCACCAGAGAGCCACUCCAAGGAGGACCUGCAAGGUCUAAAUUCCUUUGGCCGUUUAGAGGAGCACACCCAAGUGGGUCCCUCGCAUUCUACUUUUGCCAUGCAUCCAUCAUGUAGGGGCAGUCAAGAUUUAGUUUCUUCGUGCAAACGUAGCUGCAGACUCUUUGGUUUUCCCUUGACUAAGGAAAGAAACACGUCGAGGAAAGAUUGCCACUCAUCUCAAGUUUCGUCUGCAUAUGAUCCCAAGGCCUCUUUCCUAGCCCAUGAUGAGGAGCAAUUUUAUCCUAGCCCUAUAGGGGCAAAGACAGCAGGGAGCAGUUGUACCAAAGUAGGUGACCUCUGUACUGUCAGGGAUAUGCUUCUUGAUAUUGCAUUAUAGAGUACUUCUGCUAUAAGAUAAGAAUUUAAGGGUUCCCGUGGGGAACUGUUGUAGGAUUGUGAUUGGAUCUUUUCCCCCAACUUGACAGCUUCAUGAAACUGGGAGAAAUAAUUUGGUAUUCAGAACACCAGGUUGAUUUGAUGAUUGUGAAAGUUAUGCGCUGCAGUAAGAACCUGCCCGUUUACUGUUUGUUUUUGGUGCUGCAGUGAUUUUGGAUUGUGACGCGCUUUGCGUUUAACCUGAAACUGUUGGUGACUGCCUGCCUGGAUAUCAUUGAAGUGUCACGGUCGGAUUUGAUCCACCUUCGAUUUCAAGAUCUCAUGCUUGUAGUUUGGGGUUUGUUAUCUUUCCAGGAUAGCAAAAUUUCAUGGAUGAUUCCAAUUUCAUCAAGAAUCAAGUUAAGACUUGUUAGCCUUUGAUCCGUUUGCUUAGAUCCCAACUAACUCUAAAUGAACUGUGAGCUAUGUUUUUGCUUGAAAUUGUGCAAAGUUGUGAAUUCUUUAGUGAAGAGAUGUAAUGGUAAAGUUUUUAGGUCUUGAAGUGUGAAAAAGAAGUUGCUCGUAGAAUCAGCUUUGUAGUGUUGAUUAUAUUUUAGCCUUUGAAGAAAUUGCAACUCUUUUAUGUGCAAGGUAUUAUGGCAACUUGUUUCUCUU
Molecule: messenger RNA, 3113 nt
Organism: Diospyros lotus (date-plum)
Lineage: Eukaryota; Viridiplantae; Streptophyta; Magnoliopsida; Ericales; Ebenaceae
Product: auxin response factor 3-like
Exons: 10
Coding region: 220-2460 (746 amino acids)
Biological process (GO): regulation of DNA-templated transcription; response to hormone
Cellular component (GO): nucleus
Molecular function (GO): DNA binding
Source: RefSeq, a predicted model, not a curated record